CGACUCGUCAACAACAACUCGGGCUUGCCGUUGCUAUGCAACUUAUGCUUCCCCCGCGUUAAAACUGCUGCUUCCGACGUUAAUGUACCUGUAAAUAUCUAAAAUUCAUAAUGCUGGAUGCUGCUUUGAGUUCAUACGGAGCUCAGGUUGUGCUGGCUUCAUCGGGCGACGAGAAUCAUCCACCGGAGAACAUUAUCGACGGAAAAACAGAGACGUUCUGGAUUACCACAGGCCUGUUUCCACAGGAGUUUAUCAUCCGUUUCCCAGACAACAUGAAGAUUCUUACACUCUCCAUUCACAGUUACAACAUUCAAAAACUGAGGAUAGAAAAGAGCACAUCCGACGAUGUUGAUCAUUUUGAAGAGGUUGCAGAUACAGAGUUUGAGCACACAGAGAGCAGCCUGCAGGCCAACGACGUUUCUGUAAAUGUAUCAAAUGCAACACAUUUGCGGUUUGUUAUAUUGUCUGGAUAUGACCAUUUUGUGUCUGUGCACAAAGUUAGUGUAGAGUCAUGAGAUCCGCAUCUGUUUUUGUACAUUUUCAACAAGCAUCUUUCAUCUAAAGCUUUGAUAUAAAAUUAACCACGUGGCUCACUGUAUAUUUUUCUUAAAUAAAUCUUUCUUAAUUUUUCAGUUGUUUAUUCAAGUAUCCUCCAGUGUUAUU
Danio aesculapii is the source of this 663-nucleotide messenger RNA. RefSeq names its product heat shock protein, alpha-crystallin-related, b11 (gene hspb11). The transcript is spliced from 5 exons. Lineage: Eukaryota; Metazoa; Chordata; Actinopteri; Cypriniformes; Danionidae. Gene Ontology annotation, biological process: intraciliary transport. The coding region runs from base 111 to 515 and encodes 134 amino acids. Gene Ontology annotation, cellular component: intraciliary transport particle B; centrosome; cilium. The record is from RefSeq and is a predicted model, not a curated record.